AACGAGGGUUCCCCUGUGCACAUCAGUCCGAAGGAAACCUUGGUGUUCAUGGAUUCGUAAAGAAUCACCUUCUCUGCAGAGUUGCUCAACUUUGGCCUCUCUCCUGUGGCUUGGAUCAUGUGUGAGUGAAAACCUAGGAGACAGUUGCCAGCUGAGCUAGUCACAAUGGAAUUGCAUGAAUCAGUGACCUUUGAGGAUGUGGCUGUAGACUUCAGCCAAGAAGAGUGGACCCUGCUGGACAUGUCCCAGAGAAAACUAUUUAGAGAUGUGAUGCUGGAGAACAUCAGUCAUCUGGUUUCAAUUGGCAAACAACUCUAUAGAUCAGAUGUGAGUUCCCAUUUGGAUCAAGAAGAGCAACUUUCAGGAGAAGGGAUUGGUUUUCUACAAAGCCACAGCCAAGAUAGGGAAGAUGAUCUUAAAAAACUAGAAAUUAUAUCCAUGCAAGACAUCUGCAGGAAGGACACAUCCUUAUUCAGCGUAAUGAAAUCUCACAAUCAAGAGGAUCUUUUUGAAUAUAAUGAUUUGGGAGAAAAUUUUACUAAAAUCUUAACAUUGACUCAAUAUGUAAUACCUCCAAUGAGAAGGAAACCCUAUAUCAGCCAAGAAUUUAGAAAAGACACCAGUUACUUGUCAUCCUUUAGUCUACAUAAGCACAUUCAUGCUAGAAGUAAAUCACAUGAAUAUCAUCGUGGGAAUGCCUAUAUUCAGAACUCUGCCCUUAGACAAACCAAUGAUACUCUAACUGAAGAAAAAACAUUAGAAUGCCAUGUAUGUGGGAAACCGUUCAGUAAAAACUCUAACCUUAGACGACAUGAGAUGAUUCACACUGGAGUGAAACCACAUGAGUGUUGUCUAUGUGGGAAGGCUUUCACUCACUGUUCUGAUCUUAGAAAACAUGAGAGGAUUCACACUGGAGAGAAAUCAUAUACGUGUCAUCUGUGUGGGAAAGCCUUCAGUAAAAGUUACAACCUUAGGCGACAUGAGAUGAUUCACACUAGAGAAAAGCCACAUGGAUGUCUUCUGUGUGGAAAAGUCUUCAUUCAUUGUUCGGACCUUAGAAAACAUGAAAGAACUCACUUUGGAGAGAAACCAUAUGUAUGCCAUGUAUGUGGUAAGACAUUCAGUAAAACUUCUUACCUUAGACAACAUGAGAGAACUCACAAUGGAGAGAAACCUUAUGAAUGUCAUGUAUGUGGGAAGGCCUUCACUCACUGUUCUCACCUUAGAAAACAUGAGAGAACCCACACUGGAGAAAAACCAUAUGGAUGUCAUCUAUGUGGAAAAGCCUUUACUGAAUCUUCUGUUCUUCGACGACAUGAGAGAACUCACACUGGAGAGAAGCCAUAUGAAUGUCACCUGUGUUGGAAAGCAUUCACUGAUUCUUCUGUCCUUAAACGACAUGAAAGAACUCACACUGGGGAGAAACCAUAUGAAUGCCAUCUAUGUGGGAAGGCCUUCAACCAUUCUUCUGUCCUUAGGCGCCAUGAGAGAACUCACACUGGAGAAAAACCAUAUGAAUGCAAUAUAUGUGGUAAAGCCUUCAAUAGGAAUUAUAACUUUAGACUCCAUAAGAGAAUUCACACUGGAGAGAAGCCUUAUAAAUGUUAUGUAUGUGGGAAAGCCUUCAGUAAGUAUUUUAACCUCAGACAACAUGAAAACACAUGGUAUAAAGAUAAUAAAUGUGGAAGAUUCACCACAUGUAGCCUCAAACUAUAAACACUCUUGAGGACUCGCACACUGAAGAAAAACUAUAUAGUUAAUGUAGAAGAAUCUUUAUCCUUGUUACUUAAACCAAACUCGAAGUGCAGACAAUCUAUAUAGGUCAUCUAUAUGACAAAACCUUUAUAGAGUGGACUGAUAUAGUAUAUGACCUGGGAGGACUCAAACUUUAAAGGGAAUGAAUGUGGCAGACACAGCUCUGUUAAACAAAAUGGAGAAACCAUGUGUCAGGAAAAAUACAUGUCUAUGAUCAGUGUAAUCAACUGACUUUAUCCUCUAAGUGAACUGCAGAAGAGAAAUCGAAGAUCUAUAAACUGCAGUGUCGUUCAACUUAGCACCAUGCUUGGUAUGCAGAAGGGAAUUCACUGUUGAGUUAUUGCCAUAACAAGACAUAAGUGGAAAAUAAUCAUUCCUAGGAGGAAAACAAUGAAUUUGUCAAAGGGCUUUGUUCAACAAGAACUAGGACAUAAAGACUGAGGAUAUUUGGAGUAUCCCCACUCCCAGAGUGCCUCAUCUGCUAAGAUUAAUAUAUGUAAUGACAGAGCACUGGCCCUCCUAGGGACAGGCAGAAAACACUUGACAAUGAGAGAGCAGAAAAAAAAUCCAAGAAAAUCUGAUCUUGCCUAUAUUCUCUGAUUACAACAGUCAUGAAUCCACAAAUCACCAACUGGGAAUGAGACAAGUCCCAGCCCCUGCCAUAUGCAAAUGCAGAAGGCUAGGAGAGGAAAAGUUUGAGCUUCUUAUCUGCUGGGAUAAGAAGAGAAGGCCUUGUUCUUGGUGUUCACUAGAACAUAACUAAUAUCCCUGUUUCACAAGUAGCAAAACUGAGAAAAGAGAUGCUUAUAAUCUUUUUAGUUCAUGUUUUCAUAAUGGAUUAUGGAAUGCCCUUCUCAAUCGCCCACUUUAUUCCUGUGCUUUUGUUCGAAAAAUUUGUAUUGUUGCUGUAAUUUCAAACUCAUUUUGUUUUCUCUGCUUAAAAUGUUAAACUCAUCCACUAAUGUCAUGUACAGACCAUACUUCCCCAACCCAGCACUAUUGAAGUUCCCAUUUUCUUCAUGUUUCUUAUAACUUUGUGUAUGAUAUAUAAUAAUUAUUGUUACAAAGUUCUUUCCAACUCCAAUAUAAAGAUAUGUGUAUGUUCAUGUCUUUAUUUUCCUAUCAACUUUAGUGCUUUGACAAGAUAACUCUCUUUUUAUGUCAGACAUUGUCUAUAAAUACGGUAGAGUCGGAGGUUGAUGUUUUUUUUACCCAGAGAGGUUGACUGUUCUCUCAGGCAGAUGGAGUGUAGACAUAGCACUUUCUCCAUUCAGGAACAGCCUGGGUUGCAGCUGUGAUGUCAGUUACUCUGACUUUCAUGCCUUUCAGGUCAGUAUAAAUUUAUUGCAGGCAUCUUUCAAAGUACCACAAACAGAAUAUAGUACACUGACAUUGUUGCCUUGUCCUCAACUAAUAACAUAUAGGGAAAAGCAGCCUAGUAUUGGAGAUUCUACAUUUCAAUCAGCCCAUACCAGACCAUGUAUCCUGAUAUCCAUCUGCUUGUUUUUAUUCCCUGUUGUAUCUUUUUUAAGUGGUUUUCACUGUUUCCCCAGAUGUGGAAAUAAGAUCUCAACUUUCCUGAUGAGGACUCAUCCUUUUUUGUAAUGUUAGUUCUUACAGUCUCUAGUUCCACAAUUCUUUUAAUUAAAAAAAAAAAACAAAAAAAUUUUUUUGAUGAAUCUUCUAUUUUCUGUUUCUGUCUUGUCUCUACUAACACCUGGAAGCAGAAACACCAAUGCUUUGCCUGGACAAAUUUCCAGCUUACUUCUCAGUCCAGAAGGCUAUUUAUUUCUUCUGUGACUAACCUCCCAUGGAGUUAAUUUUCAAAGGCUUCAGAAAAAAAAUGCAGUGUGGAGGUAAUAAUCAUAUAAUUGGGCUUCCCCUCUGUGACAGACUAUGUCAACAAGUCCUGUGUAAAUAGGCUCCACCCCAGGGCCUUUAACCAAUUGCUUUGUGAAUUUUCUUAAGGCUUAUUGCUGUUAACCGAUUGGUCCAACAAAAGCUAAUCAGUCAUAGCAGAAAUGGAAGUGUUUUACCCUGUGUGAUAUAAUGAAUCGCAAGAAAUACAUACUUGGUCACUCAUAUGACCAAAUAAAUAUGUUUCCAAGG
This is a messenger RNA of Manis javanica (Malayan pangolin), 3864 nucleotides long. NCBI's taxonomy places the organism in Eukaryota, Metazoa, Chordata, Mammalia, Pholidota, Manidae. The record is from RefSeq and is a predicted model, not a curated record.